AUCUACACUCCCCGCACCCAUCAGGUCCUGAAACCAGAAAGAAAGAAGAGAGCCACCAUUUAAGACCACUAUACAACAUACGCGUGCUCAAUAAGCCAUUAUCCCUCAUUCUCUUUCUCUCUCCAUCUUCACUAACCCUAGAUCUCCGUCUAAACCCUCACUUCACGUCACCCUCUAUUGCUCUAUCCCUCUCCCGUCUCCAUUCAGAUCUGAGCUUUCCGCUACUCCAAUUUCAUCUGAUCCAUAUUUCCACUCUUCAUUUCUUUUAUUUUUGGUAUUUAUCUACUGUGAUUUUGGUAAUUUGGACUAUGAAAUUGUUAUAGAUUUGUGGCUGAUCCGCCCAGAGUAUACCAUUUUUAUUUUUUAUAGAUCUGAGACUGAGCAUGCUGUCUGUCUGCUAGUUUGGGAUUGAGACGCUUUAUUCUCAUGGCAAUGCCAUCGGGAAAUGUGGUGAUAUCGGAUAAAAUGCAGUUUCCGGGAGGUGGAGGCGGGGGUGGCGGCGGCGGCGCCGCUGAGAUCCACCACCACCGGCAGUGGUUUCCCGACGAGCGCGACGGCUUUAUCUCCUGGCUGCGCGGGGAAUUCGCGGCAGCCAAUGCUAUUAUUGACUCGCUCUGUAAUCAUUUACGCUUGAUCGGCGAGCCUGGGGAGUAUGAUGCUGUGAUUGGCUGUAUUCAACAGAGGCGGUACAAUUGGAGUUCGGUGCUGCAUAUGCAGCAGUAUUUUUCUGUGGCGGAGGUUAUUUAUGCGUUGCAGCAGGUUGGGUGGAGGAGACAGCAGAGGCAUUUGGAUCCGGUGAAGGGUACGGGGAAGGAGUACAAGAGAUAUGGUGUUGCAUAUAGGCAGGGGCAGAGGGGUGAGACUGCCAAGGAUAGUCAUAACUCUAAUUUUGAGAAUCAUAGUCAUGAUGCUAAUUCGUCUGGUACCCUCGAGAAAGGAGAGCGAGUGAGUGAAAUAUACGAUGAUGUGAAAGGAGGAGACAAAGGAGACGUUGUUGGAAAAUUGGAAGAUAAGGAUUUGGCCGCUGCAGCGGAGAAGAAAGCUGGAACAGAUGCUGUUGCAAAACCCAAUGCAAAUAGCUGUUCGAAGAGUUCAGAGAACUCAGAAGGAUCCCGAUGUGUCAUUUCAGAGACUGAGGCCAAUGACAUGGAUGAUGGAGGCACGUUAAACCCUAAAGGAUCUUGUAACAUGAUUAUGGAGAACAAUGCACAUCCUGUCCAGAAUCAGAAUGAGAAGCCGAAUCCCACUACUAGUCCAAAAACAUUUGUUGGUACCGAGAUAUUUGAUGGCAAGGCGGUUAACGUGGUUGAUGGGCUAAAAUUGUAUGAAGAACUUUUUGAUGAUUCAGAAGUUUCAAAAUUUGUUUCACUAGUAAAUGAUUUGAGAGCUGCCGGAAAAAGAGGACAGUUGCAAGGACAGACAUUUGUGGUUUCGAAGAGGCCCAUGAAGGGGCAUGGAAGAGAGAUGAUUCAAUUGGGCGUCCCCAUUGCAGAUGCACCUCUUGAAGAUGAAAGUGUGGUUGGGACUUCAAAAGAUCGAAGAACAGAAUCUAUACCUUCCUUGCUGCAGGAUGCUAUCGGGCAAUUGGUUGGCUCACAAGUCUUGACUGUGAAGCCGGAUGCUUGCAUAAUUGAUUUUUACAAUGAGGGUGAUCAUUCGCAGCCUCACAUCUGGCCAACUUGGUUUGGUAGGCCUGUUUGUAUCCUAUUUUUGACUGAAUGCGAUAUGACUUUUGGGAGAGUAAUUGGAGCAGACCACCCUGGGGACUACAGAGGCUCUCUUAAGCUUUCUCUUGUACCUGGAUCCCUGCUUGUGAUGCAAGGAAAAUCAGCAGAUUUUGCCAAACACGCUAUUCCCUCCCUACGCAAGCAACGUAUUCUUGUUACCUUCACAAAAUCUCAACCAAAAAAAACCACGGCAAGUGAUGGUCAGCGACUUCUUCCACCUGCAGCACAAUCAUCUCACUGGGUUCCGCCUCCUAGUAGAUCACCCAACCAUAUGCGCCAUCCUAUGGGCCCAAAACAUUAUGGAGCAGUCCCAACAACUGGGGUAUUACCGGCACCAGCACCACCCAUGCGGCCACAGCUUCCACCUCCAAACGGCAUGCAACCACUGUUCGUGACCACCGCAGUUGCACCAGCCAUGCCUUUCCCUGCACCAGUUCCCCUCCCAACUGGGUCACCUGGGUGGCCAGCAGCUCCUCCAAGGCAUCCUCCUCCUCGUCUCCCAGUCCCAGGCACUGGAGUUUUCCUUCCUCCACCUGGCUCUGGUAAUUCUUCAUCUCCUCAACACAUAUCAACUGAAGCAACCUCUACCUCUGUAGAGACAGCCGCCCCAACAGAAAAAGAAAAUGGAUCAGGAAAAUCGAGUAGUAACAGCAACACUGUUUCUCCAAAAGGGAAAUUGGAUGGAAAGGUGCACAGGCAGGAGUGCAAUGGAAGCAUGGAUGAAACUGGUGUUGAUGAGAGAGCAGUGACAAAGGAAGAGCAGCAGCAUAAUGAUGAACUCAAAGUGGCAAGCAAGCCAGCUGGAGCAGUUUAGAGAGGAGGAGAGAGAAGCGUGACUGUAUUUUUUUUUUUUCCUUUUUUAAUUUUAAUUUAACCUUCAAGGGAAACGGGGUAGGCUGCAAAGUGCAAACUGCAAUGAGUCUGAAGCAAAUGUAAAGGGCGGCAAAAUUUGAGACUUGGACAUUCAUAUACUCCCAGAGGGAGGAAGGGGAAGAGGAAACAUUCGAGUUCCCUUCACAAAUUCCCUACUCCUCUGUUCCAUUUUCAUUUUUAUUCUUUUUUGUUGUUUUAUCAUAUGAAUUUAAGCUAGGCACCGAACCCAAUCCAUUCUCUCAAAUUAAUCUGUAGCUCCUGUCUCCGGUGGAAA
Vitis riparia (riverbank grape) is the source of this 2874-nucleotide messenger RNA. Its product is annotated as RNA demethylase ALKBH10B. The transcript has 8 exons. The coding region runs from base 427 to 2541 and encodes 704 amino acids. Gene Ontology annotation, molecular function: mRNA binding; demethylase activity. The record is from RefSeq and is a predicted model, not a curated record. Lineage: Eukaryota; Viridiplantae; Streptophyta; Magnoliopsida; Vitales; Vitaceae. Gene Ontology annotation, biological process: mRNA catabolic process.